Saprolegnia parasitica CBS 223.65 is the source of this 1130-nucleotide messenger RNA. RefSeq lists its product as hypothetical. The record is from RefSeq and is a predicted model, not a curated record. The coding region runs from base 37 to 939 and encodes 300 amino acids. NCBI's taxonomy places the organism in Eukaryota, Oomycota, Saprolegniomycetes, Saprolegniales, Saprolegniaceae. The transcript is spliced from 7 exons.
GGACGGCCCCUGGAUCGCGAAACGCCCGACGAUUGCAUGACGUCGGUGUUGCGAGAGACGGCGGCGCACGCGGCCAAGGCCAAGAAGCCGCUCUCGGACCUCAACCAGAUCCGCCAGGCGAUCAAGGGGCUGCAAAAGGACGCGGCCGAGCAGCUGCAGCUCGAGAUGGAGUCGCAAGCGACCUUUGCGUACUUGAGCUCCCAGCUGCACGCGCUUAAGCAGGCCUUUGAGACGCUCUCGGACGUUGACGGCGUGCGCAAGAACACGACCAAGCGCCUCGAGCAGCUCGAGAACCAAGUCGACAAGCAAAAGGAGCUCACGCUCGCGGCCCAGCGCGAGCUCGAGCAGGCCAAGCGCGCGUGGGACGUCUGGAGCUUGAAAGAGCGGGACUGGGCCAAGGACAACGAGAUACUAAAGGCGAGCCACAGCCACAACAUUGAGUGGAUGCAAGCGCUUCAGCGCGACGUCAUGGAGACAAAGGACCGCGUGCACGAGCUCCGACACGACCACGCGACACGAGCCAAGCACAUGGCCGACGAAGCCUCGGACCUGCGGAUUCUGUGGCAAAAGCAGGUCGAGAGUCUCCAGGCGCAGCUCGCGGGCUUUGAAGCGUCCGCCGCAACGCACGCCCGCGAGACCAAAAUCCACGCGCAGCAGCGACUCGACGACCUGGCCAUGAUGGAGCAGGCGGUCGCAACCCUCUCUGGUCACCACACGCGCCUCGCACACACCCUCGACGAGGGUCUCCAGCACCUCCAGAGCGAAGUGGGUCUAAUGACGCGGCGCACCGAGGCGACGGAGCAGCGCGUGCAUGGUGCGACGACGCAGCUCGAGCAGGUGCGCGGGAAGCUCUUCCUCAUGGAGCGCGACCAGAGCCAGCGCAUGGAAAGCAUCAGCAGUAUGUUUUCGGUCGUGGCCGACGCCAUGGCCAAGGCUUAGGCCGAGUUCAUGUCGAGCGAGAGCUGCUGCACCGACUUGAUGAACGUGUCGACGUGCUCGGGGCUAAAGUCGGGCGCGCAGCCGUGGCCGAGGUUGGCCACGUAGCCUUGCGUGCCAAACUUGGUCAGCAUCUUGCCAACCUAGUGGCGUGUUAAAACCAUCAAGUAUCGACCUAUCAAGUGGCACCUCGU